AUGUUUGUAACAAUCCUAAGAUCCACUACCUUAUUAUAACUGAAACCAAAGCUUGGCUAUAACAAGUAUUUGACAAGACUUAGAACAGUUUCCUUGGCUGGUGCUGUAACUUUGGCUGCUUCUGCCUAUUAUUGCUAUGAAUGCUUCUGGAAUACUUCCAUGGAAUUUAUUCACCAUCCAGAAGCAAUCGAGAAGCACGUUCUGAGCAUCUUUGCAGAUAUCAAGUACAGGCCUACUUUCUAUAUUCCUCACCGAUUGAUGCAACUAGCAUAUGCUACUCGUUGGGAAAAAAAACUUGACACGGAAUUUGAAAGAUAGCUGUUUAAAUUGUCAGAUGGAGGACAACUGGCACUAGAUUGGAAGAAUAAGCAUGUUGUUACAAAUAAACCACUUAUUUUAAUUACUCAUGGGCUAACAGGUGGAUCUGAAACUAAUUAUAUAAAACAUGCUGCUGAGACUCUGGCUGAGGCUGGCUAUCAAGUAGUGUGUUUUAAUCAAAGGGGAGUGUCUAAUUGUGAAUUAUUGACAAGUAGAUAUCAUUUUCAUGGAUGUACCAAUGAUCUCAGAGAAGUGAUCAAUUAUUUAUAAGAGAAUAAAUAGAAGGGUCAAUAAAUAUUCGGAUUAGGCUUUUCGAUUGGAGGCAGUCUACUAUUGAAAUAUGCAGGAGAAGAAGGUUACAAAUGUAUGGUCAACAGAAUAUUCUCAGUUGCCAAUCCCUACGAUCUUUUGGAUUGCUCACACAACAUCAUGAAAUUGAGGAACAAAAUAUAUGACUGGUCCAUCACUUGUAAUUUCAAAAUGCUCCUCAAAUAACAUCAGAGUUCAUUGGCAGAAAAUGAAAAAACCAAGGGAAUUCAAAUUUAAGAAGCUUUAAAGGCCAAAAAUACCUAUGAGUUUGAUGAACUUAUCACAAGAAGAUUAUUCGAUUUUGAUUCUCCUGAAUAGUUAUACUCAAACAUCGGAUGUGGCAACUACAUCAAAGACGUCAAGGUUCCUGUCUUCAUCAUGCACUCCAAGGAUGAUCCCAUAGUCCCGUAAUUCCUGGUUCCAUAUGAUCAAAUCAAGUAAAACCCUAAUAUCAUCGUUGCUUUGACGAAUAAAGGAGCUCAUGUUGAAUGGUUCACGGGAUUGAAACCACAAAGAUGGAUUAUGAAUCCAAUACUAAGGUAUUUCGAAGAGAUACAAUCACUAUGA
Molecule: messenger RNA, 1194 nt
Organism: Paramecium tetraurelia
Lineage: Eukaryota; Ciliophora; Oligohymenophorea; Peniculida; Parameciidae
Exons: 3
Molecular function (GO): short-chain carboxylesterase activity; monoacylglycerol lipase activity
Source: RefSeq, a predicted model, not a curated record